AUGUUUGAAGCUAUUAUCGCCUUUUCUGUGGUCAAAACAUUGAGCUGGCGUUACAAAUACUAUUUUGGCACCAUGAUCAAUGGGAUAGCCCAGAUCAUGGUUAUCGUAUUUUACCGGCCCCCAGGAUGGGUUGAACUGCAUCCAGAUGGCAAAUCACGCACCCGACAAUUGAAAGACCCGGACUAUGUUGGCGUACUUCUGAUGGCCGGUGGUUUGAUUUCUUUCUUGCUGGGCGUCUUAUGGGGGGGAAACCCUUACUCCUGGACCAGCGUAACCGUCGUCGUCCCACUACUAGUCGGAGGUAUCGUUCUUCACUCCAUAUCGCCGUAUGAGACAUCUAACGCCUUGACAGGACUGACUAUGGCGAUCCUUCUACAUCUUUGGGAGUUCUACUCCCCGGCUGAUAUGAACAGACUGUUUUCCGGGAAAUUGAUCACAAAUGUCAGAUCGGUCAUCCUACCGCUCUUCAUCACCUUUGCUUCCGGUCUUGCGCAGCUCUAUGGGCUCCAGGUUUACUGGCCUCAAUUGAUUCAAACCCUGUUUACCACAGAACCUGAUCGGGCUGGCUGGCUCAGCUUUGUACUCAAUGCUGCCGGGACUAUCGGAAUUAUGACACCGGGAAUUUUCUUUGGUAUCCUAAAGCGCACGCUACUCCAACUGGUCGCAUAUACUACGCUACAAACUGUUUUCCCGGCAGCGAUGUCAACCAUCAUUCAGCACUCGCUUGCGCGGACGGUAGUUCUGGCUAUAUUCACUGGUUGGGCCCUCAGCUCGACCAUGAUCGUCAGUGUCUUGUUUGUCCAGUACGGAGUGGGCGACGAUCGCCUUCGUAUCUCGAACGGGCUGCACGGAACCAUUGUGAACUCCGGAGCCGCCAUUGGGUUCGCGAUCUACGGGAGUAUUGUCAACAACAAGGUCAAAUAUACCAUGGGGCCAACCAUGGCCACGGCUUUGGUCGGUGCGGGAUUACCAGCCAAUUCAGUCGAACCGUUUCUUGGCGCUUUCCUGACAGGAAACUCCAACGUUCUCGCUGGAAUCGAUGGGGUGACACCAACCGUCCUGGCAGCCGCAACAAGCGCAGCUCGAGAUGUGUACACCCAGGCAUACCGAAUCCUCUUCCUUGUCACCACAGCCUUUACUGGUGCUGCCUUUAUUGGUAGCCUUUUUGUCCCAAGUGUAGAUAUUCACUUGACUCAGUAA
Messenger RNA from Fonsecaea monophora, 1200 nucleotides. RefSeq lists its product as hypothetical. NCBI's taxonomy places the organism in Eukaryota, Fungi, Ascomycota, Eurotiomycetes, Chaetothyriales, Herpotrichiellaceae. The transcript has 8 exons. Gene Ontology annotation, molecular function: transmembrane transporter activity. Gene Ontology annotation, biological process: transmembrane transport. The record is from RefSeq and is a predicted model, not a curated record. The coding region runs from base 1 to 1200 and encodes 399 amino acids.